This is a messenger RNA of Pantherophis guttatus, 4777 nucleotides long. NCBI's taxonomy places the organism in Eukaryota, Metazoa, Chordata, Lepidosauria, Squamata, Colubridae. The record is from RefSeq and is a predicted model, not a curated record.
AAAGCAGUGUGUUUUCAAGCUAAAAUUGACCCCCUGCAGAGUUUAUCCACGUUAAAUCCAGGUUAACCUGGAUUGUUUGAAUAUAAAGUAAAGAGUAACAUCAUUCCUUAGUACAGAUAGGCCUAAAUUAACUUAGUACAAAAUUAACUUAGAUUAAUAAAAUUAACUUAGUACAAAAAGGCCUGAAUUAACUCCAUAUAAAAGGCCCUACAGGCCUUCUUUAAAAAAAAAAAAAAAAGUGCCUCUUGCAAAAGUAGAACAGCAAACAUUGGAAGUUGCAAGGGAAAAUCACAAUCUGCCCCAUUUUGCCUCAGGAAAAUAUAUAUUUUUUAGUUUGGCUGUGUCAAUGACAGCAGCCGUGUUGUCCCUGAGGGCUGCAAACCCAUCUAGGGUAGUCAAAAGAUGUGGAAAAAGACUUUUUUUUUUAUUAUUAGUUCGAUUUAUAUGCCGCCCUUCUCCGGAGACUCAGGGUGGAUUACAAUGCUUUAAGCAAUAGCCUUCAUACUUUUGUAUAUACUUGCUUAGUAGAGAUUUUUGGCCCCUUUAUGGGUUUAUAGAUGUUUGCAGUGUAAAUCUAGUAGCCCUGGGCGAGCCCCCAUGUCAGCCAUUUUGUGAGAGCACCCUCAAAUCAGUUUUCACAAGCCUGAGUGGGAAGUCAAAAGGUUGAGGCCUUCCAACUUGGAUCAGAAUACAUUUGCAGAAGGCUGAGAAUGACUGAUAAGGAAACCUGCCUAUUCGGUUAAUUGGCUAGUUUAUUUAUUUCCUUAGUGGGUUUCUGCCAUUUCUUUUUACUGUAUUCCAGCAAGUUUACAGAUUUACAGAUUAAGAGAGUUGGAAGGGACCUUAUAGGACAUCUACUCCAAUCCCACUCCCAAGCAGGAAACCCUACACCAUUUCUGACAAAUGGUAGUCCAAUCUUUUCUUGAAAAUCUCAAGUGAUGAAGCUCCCACAACUUCCGAAGGCAACUUCUGUUCCAUUGGUUGAUUGUUCUCACUGUCAAAGUUCCUUCUUAUUUCUAAGUUGAAUCUCUCUUGGCCACUUCUGAAGAGGCUGCCACUGUAUUCGUGGUCAACGGAUGCAAGCUCUGGAUGGCGAGUUGACUGGCUGUAGAACAAAACACGACUUGACAGAUUCUCCCUUCAGUCCAAGGGACCUUUCAAAGAAGCUGCUGUUCAUCCAUAUUCUGCAGAUGCACCUAAUCUGGAAAGCAUGGUGGUGUCCGUAGUAAACAUCACCGCCAAGGAAGGCUCCCGGACGGUUCUCACUUGCAAGAGCUACCGGAUGGUCUGGACUCAGGACAAUCUGAACGAUCGCCAGCGGGUGGUUCAUUGGGAUCUCUACAGAAGCCAGCAGGAUGUGGAGAGGCUGUGCGACAUGUACUCUGCCGGGGAUCGGCGGGUCUACCACACCUACAACCAGGGGCGGAUCUCCAUGCCUGAAAACGCAUUUACGGAAGGCAACUUUUCAUUGAUGGUCCAAGAUGUUGCUGAGAGCGACCAGGGAAUUUAUUCCUGUAACCUCCACCACCAUUAUUGCCAUCUGUAUGAAACAGUGAAGCUGCAGCUUGAGGUCACUGAAGAAGCUGAAGAAGUCCAGAGAUACUGGGAUGGAGAGAAAGUGGUGAUUGUUGCCCUGAAAGGGAGCGCGGUGAUACUUCCUUGCAUCAACCGGAACCAGGUUUGGACCGGACGAGAUGAGGAGGAGGAUCAACAAGUCGUCCACUGGGACAGGCAACCCCCAGGGGUGCCUCAUGACCGGGCCGAUCGGCUCAUUGACCUGUAUGCCUCUGGCGAGGGCCGUUUAUACGGGUCUUUCUUCCUCCGGCAAAAGAUGAACAUCACCGAGAAGGCCUUUGCCCUGGGCGACUUCUCACUGCGGAUCUCGUCUUUGGAGGCGGCGGAUGAAGGGAUCUACUCCUGUCACCUGCACCACCACUACUGUGGCCUCCACGAACGGAGGAUCUUCCAGGUCUCGGUGGUGGAGCCAGAACAGGAGAAAAAAGUGGUGGUGAAUCUGACGCGCCCCAAUCCCCCAGCAGCACCAGAUCCUAAUUUGGGCCGGACCCACAAUGUGAUCAAUGUCAUCAUCCCUGAGAGCCGGGCUCAUUUCUUCCACCAGCUGGGUUAUGUCCUGGCCACUCUCUUGCUCUUCAUCCUCCUCUUGAUCCUUGCAGUUCUCGUGACUCGCCAGCACCGCAGGAGAGGUUUUCAAUACAAUGUGAAAAAAUAUGAUGAGAAAGAACUGACUCUCAGAGAGGUUCCAUUUGAGGCAACAAAUUUGUCGAACUACAAAAGUGAAGAUUUUAAAUUGGAUUACAAAAACAAUAUCCUGAAGGACAAAGCUGAACAAAAUAGGAUUCUCCCUGCCAAGAAUAUUGACUUAGAUAAAGAAUUCAGGAAAGAAAAUUAUAAAUGAAAACAACAACUCAAAGCUACUGGCUGGACCAGAAGCUCCCUUAAGAAUUUAAAAGUACAAGAGAACUUUGUUUUCCUUUUUUUUUAAAACGUCAUCCUUCCAGUUACCAAGAAGUUUCUGCAGACCUUUUUUUUCCAACCUUGGGCCUAUGAAAGCAUACAAGACACGUAAGCUGUAAAUCCUAUGCACGCUCAUUUCGUAAGGUUUACUACCAGGUAAACAAGUAUAGGGCUGCCCUGUAAAACUUCCUCUUUAUUAUCUUAUAAUAUAUAUGAUAUUUUUAAAAGGGAGGGUGCAGGUCAGCUUCUUCGUUCUUUUAUCUUGUGAGAUUGCUUAUACUUUCCCUCCCCCUAAGGAUUUCAUCCCUUUAAAUAGUUUUGUUUCAAUUGUAUUGAUGAUUUGAGAUUUUUUUUUAAUUGCUUAAAAAAUAAUAAGCUGAAAAAUUAGAUGCUUGGCUUGCUGUUAAACAUGGAACAGAGAGCAUAUUUUUUUUCCUGGCACCAACAUUUAAAAUAUGGAGUUAUAUGGAAAGCGAGAAAGAAGGGACCUUUCUCCACUACUGAGUUAAUGUGCUAUCCAUGUCUCCUUGAAUCAGGAGAAAACAAUAUUUUCCUGAUUGGCAAGUUUUCUCCAGUUUUUCUUGCUCUGUUCUUAAGUCGUCGCCUUCCAAGAUAAUGAGUAACAAAACCUAACAGAUUUUUAUACUCUGCGAGACUGCCAUUUGAGGAUGCCAAAAAUAAGGAGGAAAGAACGACAUUAAAAGUCUUAUGAUGAAGGACAGCUAAGCCCGUUGCUUGGGGCUGAGAUGAAGGCAGCUCUGAGAGACAAGGAGGAAACUGCCGUUAUCAAGGAAUCAUUAUAUCAUGAUAAAAACAUACGCGAUGAAAGGCCCGAAAAGAAAAGAGGCUGACAAGUCACAACAUGGACCAGUUUCUUAAAUUGUGGGGACAUGUCGACGUUUGCAUCCCGCAGAACUCUUCAUCGGAAGCCUGCCUCAGUAUAUUUUUCAUCAAAAGGUUUGAAUCAGGAGUUCAAACCCAAUGGGUCUUCUUUUGGUAGUAGAGUCUGCUUAAGAGGUAUAUCUGGGCCAAAUCCCUGGAGUCUGAACCAACCAUAAAAUGACUUAGAAUGAACUUGCCAAUCUGGGAUUGUUGAAAUAACAAGAAUGUCCACUGUUGGAUCUAAAGUUUCUGUCUCUGCUAGCUUCUUCCAAGCCUUCCUGACUCUGUUGGUUUGAAUCCCGUUAAAUAUAUGAUCCUGUCCUUCCCAAUAUUUGACUUUGGAAGCAACAGGGAUUUGAAAAGGAACCAGAAUUCUUGUACAGAAGUCUUGGAAACCCACGGCAACUCGGUGCUGGCUCUGUUCCUCCCAGUUUCCUCUUGGCUCAUGCGAUUAUGACAGAUAAUCAUCCAUCUCCUGCUGCAUAAAGGAGACAAAAUGUAGGGUCCCAUGCAGAGGUGGGCUUCAAAAUUUUUAGGAAGGGGUUCUCUGCCUGGUUGCUGGGUGGGCGUGGCCAUGGUGGGCGUGACCUAGUCGGCCUCUUGCACCACGGCGGGGUAGGGGGGCAUUUUUGCCCUCCCCAGGCUCCAGAGCUUUCUUUGAGCCUCCGGGAGGGCAAAAACAGCCUCCCCAGGCUCCGGAGGCCCUCUGGGCCCUUCCCAAACUUCCGGUAGGCCCGUUUUUCGCCCUCCCUGAGCCUCCGCACACGCCCUGCACUUAUCUGCAUCCAAAAUGGGCCGCGUGGGGACUCCGGGGAGGGGAGGGAUUUGGGGGUUCUCCGAACUGCACAGAAUCGUAGCUAGAGGUUCUCCCGAACCCCUAGCAGCCCAUCCCUGGUCCCAUGGUUGGUUGUGAUCCUUGGACAUUGCAAGACAUGAAAUGACAGGCUGUAUAUACUGACGGAGUACAAGAACCUGUAAGAUCUCCCAGGAUGGGGAAGGGAUCUUUCAACAGAAGGAGGAUGCCUUGAUUCUAGAUUUCCAUCACUUAGCUGGAGAACGUAACAACUGACCUUCGGUGUCCCUCCAACUCAAGAUUCCUCCGUCUUCAUAGGUAUACGUAGUGGUGAAAACGUAUUCAUUUCCCUGUAUUUAACCUCUACUGAACUGAAGGAAAGGACACAACUUUUUGAGUUUGAGCUACUCAGAGUAAACAGGGUGCAGAAAACCUGUUAAACAGGCUAUUAGCAAAAAAAAAAGGAGGAGGGGAGGGAACUGUCUUUGAUCAAUAUGUACGCCUGGAAUAUUUUUCCUUAAAAUCACGAUGAUCUUUUGCAGUUAGGCAUGGUGAGAAGAACUCUUUUAAAGAGGUAUUGCUAACAAGGACUACCUGAUCUGGCUAAUAAAACGCUAAACAAACUCA